Messenger RNA from Penaeus monodon (black tiger shrimp), 565 nucleotides. Its product is annotated as pro-resilin-like. NCBI's taxonomy places the organism in Eukaryota, Metazoa, Arthropoda, Malacostraca, Decapoda, Penaeidae. The transcript is spliced from 3 exons. Gene Ontology annotation, cellular component: extracellular matrix. The record is from RefSeq and is a predicted model, not a curated record. The coding region runs from base 44 to 436 and encodes 130 amino acids.
AUCUCGCUGCGGAUCAGCGCUUACUCCGAAAGUGUCCACCAAAAUGAACGCUAAAGUCCUCGUUCUCCUGAGUCUUCUGGUCGCGGUGGCUGCUGACAAGCUGCCCGCCUUCUCCUACGGGGCUCCUGAGGCAUCCGAGGAGGCGUCUGAAGAGUUCGAACCCGCCAAGUACGACUUCGACUGGGCCGUGAAGGACGACGACUCCGGCAACGACUUCGCGCACGAGGAGUCCCGUGACGGUGACGACACCCAGGGGUCGUACUACGUGCAGCUCCCCGACGGCCGCCUGCAGAAGGUCACCUACUACGUGGACGGCGACGACGGCUACGUGGCUGAGGUCACCUACGAGGGCGAGGCUCAGUACCCCGAGUCGCAGGAGUCUCAGGAGGCGCCCGUGUACGCCCCUCCCAGGCCCUCCUACGGGUACCCUCAGUAAAGAAAGGCAUUCGCUCAAAUGGCUCAUUUCCCGACGGUGAAUGCAUGAAUGAGUCUCCAGUGUUUGUCAUGAUUUAUUUUCUUAUAUUAAGUUCCCGCCAGUGGCUACGCACCUCAGCAUGGCCUCUGU